CAUCUCUCUUUUCACUGCUUGCUGUGUUGCGCAUUCCCUUGAUAUGAUCUGUGAAUUAUGCUAUACAUCUCUCACUUUUUGCUGCUUGCUGUGUUGUGAAUUCCGAACUUCUUGGUGCUUGCCACGGUACACUUUUCGCUGCUUUGCUGCUUGUGUGGCACAUCUGCCUAUGUAAGGAGGUACUAGGCAAUUUGUGUUGUAGAAAGCAUGAAUUCUCAUUCUACGCAUCCACAUGCGGCUGUUCACUGCAUAUAUGCAUUUCAGCUUUCGCCUCAGCGUGUCAUUAUCGCAAGCAAAUGCACAUGUAAGGCUGGCCUGGGCAAAUGCAAGCAUGCUGCUGCUGUGGUGCUCUGGGUGAAUGAGUUCCAGCCGGCAUCAUGUACAGAGGUUCCACAAACCUGGGGACGCCCUUCACAAAAGCCGAAUAUAGAUGCCAGAGAAUCUAUCGAAGAGCUCUUCGGUCGUCCGAAGAAGAUAUUCAUCGGAGGCACAUGUCCCGACCAGGUUCCCCCGUCAUACGCUCAUGAGCAUUUUUCUGAAAUAGCCUGUCCUCACAAUGAUAUUCAGAAAUUAGCUUCAAUGAGUGCCUCACAAAAAGAUGAAAUCAGGCGGCUUUCAUUCUGUGAAGAAACAGUUUUGCAAAAUUCGCACUUGUCACGUCUACGAGAAAUGAUAACACGGGAGGCAGACAUGCCUGUGUACAGUGUAAUGACAGCUACCUCUCAGACACCUACAGUGCUGACCAUCUCACGAUGCAACCUGACCACGCAAAUGACCACAAAAGAAAGCAAGUUUUUCUUUUCUAAAGUGCUGUGCUCACGGGAGGAUGCGGAGGAGAUUGCUGUAGGUACAGUCCUGCAGGCUGGCUGCAAAAGGUGGCACAAUGAACGCGCAAUCCGGCUGUCAAGUUCAAUCGCCCAUGCAGUUGUCGCCAGAAAGCUACCAUUGGACUCUCUUGGCGAACGGAUUAAACACAGGAAGCCCUUCUUUGGGAAGGCCGUUAUGCACGGGCGAAAGACGGAAGCUGUAGCCAGGGAACAGUUUGAGCAGAAAAUAGGAGGGCCUGUCUUGCAGGUAUGUGGUGAGCAGCAUGAAGGUCUGUAAUGCUGGAAAAAUUGGCAUGGAAGUUGCAAUGACCUCCGCAGAUUUUCAGUUGGGUACAUAUGUGAGUCUUUUUUUAGGCGGUACAUAUUUAUGCUGCAACAGUGAGAAGUGCUACAUCAGAAAGAAGCUUUUCUUCUGCUUGAAAGUCGGCAACUGCAUGAAAGCUAAACUCAUGAUUCUAAAGGGUGUUCAAAAUUAAGCUUUACGGAAUUUUUAAAAAUCGCUUGUGGCAGGUAGCAUAAUUCUCAUAGUUGAGCUGGGUUAUUCGAAGAGGUGGACAUUAGCACGAGAAAUCGAAACACAUAUUGAAAUAAUUAACGAAAAUUGACUAAUGAACUUUUUAAUUACUUUACGAAACACAUAUUGCUAUUUACGAAUUGUAGCCGGUGAGUUUCCAAGACGCAUCCCCUUGAAAUGAAUCUCCAGGAUGACACCAGUUUCGAGAUAUUAUUUCCUAACGUGUGGGACUAAAUACAUGGGUGUUCCAGUUACUUUUGUGCUUCAAUGUAUGAAACAGCAUUUUGGUAAAAAAAGUAAGUGCACUUUUGCGACAAGUUUGAUGCUGCAUAUCUCCAAACUGGUGUCAUUGUGGAAAUUCAUUCCAAGUGGAUACGCCUGACAAACUCACCGGCUACAAUUCGUAGAUUACAAUAUGUGUCAUAAUGUAAUUAACUAAGAAGUUAAUUAGUUGAAUAGGUGUUUCGAUUUCUCGUGCUACUAAUGCCCGCCUCAUUGAAUAACCUAGCUCAAUUAUAAGAAUUAUGCUACCUGCCACAGGCGAUUUCUAAAAAUUACGUAAUGCUUAAUUUUGAACACCCUGUACAGCAGCAAGAAAGUAAUCAAAUAAAAGAUGCUAACAUUUAAAGCAAGUAACCACUGCCAAACUAAUGUGCCUGCUACCAUCAUAUCUGGCAAUAAACUUAAUUAUAUGUUGCCUGUAUAGCACUUACACUGUAAAAGAUGAGUAGUGGGUCACUUUUUUGCAGAACUACCAAAUGCAGUGAUGCUACAUAUCUAUAUAGUGUGAAAAGUAGGACUGCAAUCUGAAGUCGGAAGGUUUUAUGACCUUUCUUCAUUUAGAGAUGAAACAACAUAAUGCCCUUGCUCAACGUAUAAUAAAUUGUCAACAUUUUGUAAGGGAAGUGCAGACUGAAACCCCUUCAUAUCAGUCAUAUAUUAACGACUUGGAAUGUGGCCUAAUCUGCGCAACUGCACUCUCAACCAAUAUGACUGCAGGUCGGUCUCAUUGUGCACUUGAAGCAACCAUGGCUGUGUGCCAGCCCUGACGGACUUUUCAAGUAUGGAGACGAGACAACUCUGCUGGAAAUUAAGUGCCCGUA
This is a messenger RNA of Dermacentor silvarum, 2444 nucleotides long. RefSeq lists its product as uncharacterized. Lineage: Eukaryota; Metazoa; Arthropoda; Arachnida; Ixodida; Ixodidae. The record is from RefSeq and is a predicted model, not a curated record. Bases 208 to 1104 code for a protein of 298 amino acids. The transcript has 4 exons. Gene Ontology annotation, molecular function: zinc ion binding.